GAGGGACUGGCAGCCAGACGUGCAGCCAGGGAGCCCGGGCAAGAGAGGAGUCAGGCAGCAGAGCUGGAAUCUCAUCAAAGUUCCCCCAGCACCACGGACCUGAGUCAAAAGCAACGGCUGUGCCUCAGUUCUGUUGUGGCCUCUCUUAAAGGUUUCUUUCUCCUGGGUCUCCCGGGUCCCUCUUUACCCCACAUUUCUAUAAGCAACACAAGAGGUCCCUCACGCUAACCUCCUCCCCUCCCCUGCCCCAGUUCAGCAACCCAAACCCAUCACAUUCCCCCAGAACCGACCAUUCUGUGUCCCAGGAACAGCUGCUCAUCUCAGCUCUGUCACUUACUCCCACAUGCCCCCUACCCGGACAGUGCUCCUCCUCCAAGGUCCUUGACCACCGCAAGCCCCAGGCAGACUCCUCUGUGGAACUCCAGGGCCAAGGACACCCACCCCACUGGGGACACAGAAUUCACUCACCUGCUCUGGGCUGGCCAGGCACCUGUAACAUCAGUGGCAUAGGAGGCAGAGGCAGGAAGAUCCCAAGUUCAAGGCCAGCCUUAGCAACUUAGUGAGACCCUAAGCAAUUUAGUGAGACCCUGCCUCAAACUAAAAAAAAUAAAAUAAAAUAAAAAAAGGACUUGGGAUGUAGCUCAGUGCUAACAGGCCCUGGGUUCAAUCUCCAGUGCCACAAAAAAAAAAAGCUCGGGGCCCAGCUGUCCACAAUGCAGCACGUAAAUAGGGUGUGCCGGAUUGUAUAGUGUUGUCCCCAAAUUCAUGUCCAUCCCAGGCUGCAAAGUGUGACUUGAUUUGGAAAUAGGGUCAUUGCAGAUGGGUUAGCUAAGAUGGAAUAGGGUGGGUGGUGACUUAAUCCAGUGGCAAGUGUCCUUAUAAAAACCGAAGAGGCACGGGGGGACACCACAUGAGGACAGAGGCCGAGGUUGGAGUGAGGCAUCGAAAACCAAGGAGCCAGAGAGAUGCCAAGGUUUGCCAGAGCACCAGAAGCUGGAAGAAGCAAGAAAGACGCCCACCAGUGAGCCUUCGGAGGGAGCCAGCCCUGUGGCACCGAUUCCAGACUUCCGAACUAGCCAUGGGGAGACAGAGCCUGGCACUGGGCUGGGCAGUGGCCACCGUGCUCAUGCUGCAGAUGGCCGCGGAAGAGCGCCCGCCCUGGACCCUGCACGGCAAGGCUGAGGUGUUUGCAGACCUCAGUGCCCAGGAGCUGAAGGCCGUGCACAGCUUCCUGCAGGCCAGGAAGGAGCUGGGGCUGCAGCCCUCGGGGUCCCCGAGCAUGGCCAAAAACUCUGUGUUCCUCAUUGAGAUGCUGCUGCCCAAGAAGCAGCAUGUGCUGAAAUUUCUGGAUCAUGGAGAAAGGCGCCCCGUUCGGGAAGCCCGAGCCACCAUCUUCUUUGGAGCCCAGGAGAACCCCAAUGUCACCGAGUUUGCUGUGGGGCCGCUGCCAAGUCCCUCCUACCUGCGAGCACUGUCGCCCAGGUCCAGGCACCAGGCCUCCUGGGCCUCCAGGCCCAUCUCCAAGGUCGAGUAUAAACUCCUCCUCCACACCUUGCAGGAGGCCACCAAGCCCCUGCAUCAGUUUUUCCUCAACACCACCGGCUUCUCGUUCCAAGACUGCCAGAGCCGAUGCCUGACCUUCUCCGACGUGGCCCCCCGUGGCUUGGCAUCUGGCCAGCGCCGCACUUGGUUUAUCUUACAACGCUUCGUUGAAGGCUAUUUCUUGCACCCCACUGGCCUGGAGCUCCUUGUGGAUCAUGGGAACACAAAUGUCCAGGAAUGGACAGUGGAGCAGGUGUGGUACAACGGGAAGUUCUACAGGAGCCCAGAAGAACUGGCUCAGAAGUAUGCAAAUGGAGAGGUGGAUGUGGUAGUCCUCGAGGGACCGCUGCCCAAGGGCCAGGGGGACGAGAGCACAGAGGAGCCGCCCCUCUUCUCCUCAUACAAGCCCCGUGGGGACUUCCCCAGAUCCAUCAGUGUGGGCGGCCCCCGGGUGGUCCAGCCCAACGGCGCCCGCUACCUGCUGGACGGCAACGUGGUGCUCUAUGGCGGCUGGAGCUUUGCCUUCCGGCUGCACUCCUCCACCGGGCUGCAGGUCCUCAACCUGCACUUUGGGGGUGAGCGCAUUGCCUAUGAGGUCAGCGUGCAGGAGGCAGUGGCAAUGUAUGGAGGACACACACCUGCGGGCAUGCAGACCAAGUACAUGGACGUGGGCUGGGGCCUGGGCAGCGUCACUCACGAGCUAGCCCCUGGCAUCGACUGCCCGGAGACUGCCACCUUCCUGGACACUUUCCACUACUUCGAUGCAGAUGACCCUGUCCUCUAUCCGCGAGCCCUCUGCCUCUUUGAGAUGCCCACAGGGGUGCCUCUCCGGCGCCACUUCAAUUCCAACUUCAAUGGUGGCUUCAACUUCUACGCAGGUCUUAAGGGUCAGGUGCUGGUGCUGCGGACGACCUCCACCGUCUACAAUUAUGAUUACAUUUGGGACUUCAUCUUCCACCCUAAUGGGGUGAUGGAGGCCAAGAUGCAUGCCACUGGCUACGUCCACGCCACCUUCUACACCCCCGAGGGGCUGCUCCACGGCAUGCGCCUGCACACCCACCUGCUCGGCAACAUGCACACACACCUGGUGCAUUACCGCGUCGACCUGGAUGUGGCAGGCACCAAGAACAGCUUUGAGACACUAGAGAUGAAGCUAGAGAACAUCACCAACCCCUGGAGCCCAAGACACCGCCUGAUCCAGCCGACACUCGAGCAGAGGCAAUACUCCCAGGAGCGCCAGGCAGCCUUCCGCCUCGGACGGCCUCUGCCCAGGCACCUGCUCUUUACCAACCCCAAGAAGAACCCCUGGGGCCACAAGCGCAGCUACCGCCUGCAGAUCUACUCCUCGGCUGAGCAGGUGCUGCCCUUCGGCUGGCAGGAGGAGCGGGCCAUCACCUGGGCCAGGUACUCCCUGGCAGUGACCAAGUACCGGGAGUCGGAGAAGUGCAGCAGCAGCAUCUACCACCAGAACGACCCCUGGAACCCCCCUGUGGUCUUCGAGGAGUUUCUUCACAACAAUGAGAACAUUGAGGAUGAGGACUUGGUGGCCUGGGUGACCGUGGGCUUCCUGCACAUCCCUCACUCAGAGGACAUCCCCAACACGGCCACACCUGGGAACUCUGUGGGCUUCCUGCUCCGGCCCUUCAACUUUUUCCCAGAGGACCCAUCCCUGGCAUCCAGAGACACCGUGAUUGUGUGGCCCCGGGAUAAGGGUCCCAACUACAUACAGCGCUGGAUCCCUGAGGAUCAGGACUGCUUGAAGCCUCCCCCCUUCAGCUUCAAUGGGACCUACAGGCCUGUGUGAGGCCACCCCAGUUCUGUCUGGAAACCUGAGAGCCCCAUGGGGCCGACAAUAAACUCAUCAGUGUCCA
Messenger RNA from Marmota monax (woodchuck), 3413 nucleotides. It is a transcript of the gene Aoc1, whose product is annotated as amine oxidase copper containing 1. Gene Ontology annotation, biological process: amine metabolic process; response to antibiotic. Gene Ontology annotation, cellular component: plasma membrane. Gene Ontology annotation, molecular function: copper ion binding; diamine oxidase activity; quinone binding. The coding region runs from base 911 to 3346 and encodes 811 amino acids. Lineage: Eukaryota; Metazoa; Chordata; Mammalia; Rodentia; Sciuridae. The transcript has 5 exons. The record is from RefSeq and is a predicted model, not a curated record.